Messenger RNA from Symbiodinium sp. CCMP2456, 153 nucleotides. Lineage: Eukaryota; Dinophyceae; Suessiales; Symbiodiniaceae. The record is from the annotation of a GenBank genome assembly.
AUGGCUCGAACCUUCCGGAGGGAAGCAUUGGACAGUCUCUUUGCUAUGCAGAUAUCAAGCACCAGUUCUAACGCACUGGCAGACCUUGGACCGGGUGCUGCGUCGCAGGUUGCAGCCUUCGUCGCCUGCGGUGGCAGUGACAGUCUCGAUGCC